Molecule: messenger RNA, 15912 nt
Organism: Spodoptera litura
Lineage: Eukaryota; Metazoa; Arthropoda; Insecta; Lepidoptera; Noctuidae
Source: RefSeq, a predicted model, not a curated record
UUGACAUUACAUACUGCAAACUUGGUUUAAAUUUGGACGGUAUUUGUAAUAAAUUAUAUCCAACAGAUUAUGUCUGAAACAAUCACAAUGCGGUUACAAGUGCGUCAGAAGUAAUCAGUUACCACCAUGGCUCAAAGGAUGCAGGUGCCGGAGUUGAGAUGUAUGGAACCGGAGAACUAUAAGAAAUACUUCCGUGCCCUAUGUUGGAGUGGUACCAAGAAGGAAAGGCGAUCCCACAAAAGAAUUGGGAAGAAAGAGAAACUCCGGCGCUUAAAAGCGGCCAAUGCCUUGGCUGUUUGUUAUGCUCCUGCACUCCUGGGUAAUCCAUCUCAAUUUGCUGUGUAUGCCAAUGUGCGUAAAUCCAUCCUCGCUCGUUGGAGACAUCUUCAUGGCACCGUCAAUGAGCUGUCUGAUGACAGUGACAAUGAGGAUGCAACGCCACCACAAACAAAUAAAAUACCAAAGAUUACAGGAAUAGGGCUUCGGUCAGUUUUCUCCUUGAUAGCACAGGCGCGUUUCACGAAUGCGCAAUUUUGUGAACAUGCUCUUAUUGCUUUACUGGACGUGCUGCAGGGACAUGCACCUGAAGAACUGGCGCAGGAGCCAACUGAAAUCAUACUCAACCUUCAUUCCAUGCUGGUGGAGGUUGCCAGUGGUAGUGGGCCCAAUGGCAAAGUGGAAUUACCAACAAAUCUAACUGCACUCAGUAGCUCCUGCCUCAUUGCACUCUCAGUGGCCCGGGGUGAAGCUGAACUCAUCCUGAGUGCUGUGGCAUCUCUCAUCAUGUCCCCAUCUGUACUCUCUGAACAAGAUCUUCAGAUCCCAUCAAACUUAAUUACUCUCCAACGGAGCGUCCAGUCGGUGAUACUUGGUUCUCCGUCCCGCAACCUAUGGUUAAACUAUGGCGUCCCUCACCAGUGUCUAGUGAAUAGCUUCCCAGUAGACCUUCCUGCGCAACUAACUGGGUCGGGCGAGCUCGUGGUCCGGUCCUUAGUUUCCGAUGGCUGCUUCCUAUUCGUAUAUACGUCCAAAGGCCUGUUGAAGAUAGGUUCAGGGUACGGCAGCUCUAUAAGGCAGCACGUUUAUAUGCACAAGCCAGACUUCUUUGCUAGCGAUCGCCAUGGCUGGCUAGGUUAUUGUAAGAAUAAAUUAUAUCUAAGGAUAGGCAGGAAAAAGACUGAAGUUUAUGAAAUAGAUAGAGAGACUUUGGAAGUGAGAAACAUGAUACGGCUGGAUCCUGGUCUACCGGCCCCUGUUGAACCUAAGUCAGCGGUUUUUACGGACGGAAACCAAUUAGGACUGAUAUUAUUAACGAAUUUUGACAACCUUACAAUUCGACUGUACGACGCUGACUCCCAGCCGGAACGCGACGAAGGUACAGCGACCACAACUCUGACGUCACAGAAAGAGAUCAAUGUCCACCUUCUAAGGCGUAGGACGCUAGUACUGGGCCGCAGUCCUUUUGAAGAUGGAAUGUCCAGACGAGCGACAGAACUGGACACUCCUAUAGCAAUGCAACUUGAUGAUAAUGAUGACGACCCCUUGCUCAGCAUUUAUGGUGGUCAGGACUUCGCGCUACUUACCACAGCUUCUGGAAAGGUGUACUACACUGGCAAAGGUGCUAGUCUUGGCUACAAGGCGGCCUCUCCACAAACUGGCCGGUGGACCCUAAUGAAAGAAACUAUAUUUUCUCGGAACGAAGCACCGAACGCCAAGAGAUGCAAGGUUAUGCAGGUGGCUGUUGGUCAUGAGGGAGUCCAUGCAAUCCUAGUGCUGGACAAUGGUUCAGCUCUGUUCACUGGUAUCGCGCGGCGUGGCGAGGAUGGCGACGCAAUGAAACAUCGACGACAACCCAAACCUACACGUCCUAAAAAGAUUUUCAAGGCGGAAGGACACUUUGUAGUGUAUGCUGCAUGCAACUACGGCUCGACUGCAUUAGUGACAAGGCAGGGACAUUUGCUCAUGUUUGGCAAAGACACGCAACACUGCGAUUCUGCUGGACAAGUUCUCGGGCUACGACAUGAGAGGAUUGUGCAAGUUGCCCUUGGUAAAGCUCACGCUGUAGCUCUAACAAACUUCGGCCAAGUCUACACCUUCGGAAUCAACAAUAAAGGACAGUGUGGACGUGAGUUCGGAUAUACUAAGGAGAAAAUGUUCCCAACAUCUCGCCGUCGUGCCGAGACUAAGGAAGAGUCCCGAUUAUGUGCCACAUCACAUACGUGGACGACAGACUACUGCCGCGUGUGUGUUCUAUGCAGGGACUGCACGGGAUUCUCCAGCGCGUGUCACUGCUCGCAUCUACCGAAUAGAGUACCUGGAGAAAAAUGCGGUUGCGGCGAAGGCGAUAGUGGUUGUGCAGUUUGCGGAGUUUGUCGGAGAUGCGCAGACGCAUUUGUAAUGGCUGGUCGACCUGAACGAUCAUCAACAGUCACCGUCACGGACUUGGAUGAUGAUGCCGAACCAUCCAUCAGACCAGACUCUAGAAGCGAUGUUGACGACGAUGGCGACGUCUCCGCUAGAAUCGACACACGGAGCGAUUUUGAUAACAACUGCGCAGGAGCCUCUUCUAGUGUCGAGACGAUGAUUGAUAAAGAAAACGUGCGGUUCUCGUUAUUCGAAGGCGCUGCAGCUAGCUCGGAAAUGGACCGCGAUGCCAGUCUUAAAGUGACUUGUUUACCUCCGGCAAGAGUGGCCGUACCCGGGGGACAUCGCAUCGUCGCUGUAGCGUGCGGCUUGCAUCAUACAGUUCUGCUUACUGAACAUGGCGACGUCCUAACCUUCGGAUCGAACCAGUACGGUCAGCUCGGGGCUGGUGAUAUAGCCGUACAUCACAGAAUAGUACGAGUACGGGUCCCUAAAGCAUCAAGCGUGGCUGCUGGCAGUAACCACACUGCUGUAUUAACGAGAGAUGGAGAACUCUACACCUUUGGAAGCUAUCAGAAAGGGUCACUGGGGCGUCCCCGCAUGGAGGAGCCUCUAAGAUCAGAUCGAAGCCCUAUCUGGUACGCUACACCCGGCCGGGUCCCCAGGUUGGGACCCCGACAUUCUUGUAGAGCGGUUUGGGUCUCGGCUUCAGGAGAUCAAACCUUCGUUCAGGUGUCCCAAGCUUUGAUCAAGACGGAUACACUGUUCAGCUCAACAAUCACGGCUAAUUCGAAUACUAUAAUAAUUUUACCAAAUCGACCGGAACAUACGUUCAAAUGCAUAACAAUAAAUAAAAUGGACGGCUCAUGCAACACGUGGACUGGCUCGGAGCAAGUGGACUUCGUAAACAGUCUCGCGUGUCUCGAUCCUUUAUACGACGUCCUUUGGUGUUACCAGCCUCAGAUGAGGGUCAUGAAGUGCUACAACAUACUGGCUUUCGACUCGCACAAAUUGCAAAAAUGCUGCAACGAUCCCGAGUCGUAUUUCGGUGAAGGAGACUUUGAAUACCCAAACUAUGGCAGUAUGAAACGCUUAGAAGACUUUAAGAACUUGGAAAACUUUGAUCUGUCUUGUCGUGACGAGGAUAGGCCGACGGACAAUGUUGCUCUGUCCAAUAUGUCGGUGCUGAACCAGGAACUCGCCAUUCCAUCAGCUAUUGGUUACUCUGUUACUCGAAUGCACGCUGCGCUACAUCUUCUGGGAUGUCUAGAUUCGUUGACUUAUGCUCAUGACAUAAGGUUAAAUCAAUCAGAUUCUAAGAGAGAUAGCUUGGGGUCUCCCAUACUUCCUGUGAAGGAGGAUUAUCAGACUGUGAAUAGAUUCGAAAGUAACGGUGGAGGGUGGGGCUACUCUGGACAUUCGGUUGAAGCUAUACGAUUUAUGUGUGACACUGAUAUAUUGUUGGGUGGUAUCGGUUUAUACGGCGGUCGUGGUGAUUACACUGCGAAAGUGAAGUUGUACGACAUUGGGAUCGAAGGCGGGGACCAGGAGGGUGACGGGGAAUUAAUCACUGAGAGUGAUGAGAUCAUAUACGAGUGUCCACCAAGAGAUCGAUUCCCGGUCAUGUUUGAUAACCCUGUGCCGCUAGCGGCUAACCGAUGGUACGUCGCAUGGGCUUGUAUAUCCGGACCCUCGUCAGACUGCGGCUCUUCAGGCCAGGCAAUGGUCAUAAACGACGAAAUAGGAUUCCAUUUCAAAACCUCCAAGAAAUCAAAUAAUGGAACGGACGUCAACGCCGGACAAAUUCCCUGUUUCAUCUAUAACACGGUCAGCCCCGACCAGUCUUUACCACUCAAAGUUGUGGACUUGGGUGAACCAGUAAUAGUUCUAUCUAAGAACUUGUCGAGAAAAGUGACUGUGUCCUGCUUCAAAUCGCUUAUAACUUUAUUACAAUGGAGCUGGGACACCUUCAAACAAAUCCUUCUGGAGACAAAUGGCUUGGUGCCAAUUAACUACCAGAAACUGACUGUGAUGAAACAUCAAAAGAGGUUGGUUUAUGUGAUCAGAGCGUGCCUCCGACUGGUGAAAUCUUAUAUCAACGAGAUUUACCCACAAAACAACAGGAAACGCAACUCCCACGAGUACAUGUCGUACUUCGAGGCUAUUGCUGAAGUACGGAACUUGAUUCAGGCGAUAAUGGCUGAUCAGACGCCUACAUGUUCCAUGCUGCCUCGGAAGCCAGGGAAGAGUAAGGCUCAUAGAGUAUGCUAUGUGCAGUUUGCUCUAGAGUUGAUCACAUCGAUAUUGAACGAAGCUCAUGAUACAAUAACAGCAUGCUUUCACGCGUUCUUCCCCACUCCAACGCUGAAAUGGAACCAUCUUUGCUCCAUGUUGUUUAACGUUAAGGAAGGUGUAGUACCGGCAGCGCAAAUACGCGAGUUGACAGCGUCUUGUGCCGCAAUGUGCGCGUCACGAAGUUUACGCGACGUCUUACAAUACGUAGUACCUGUAACACAAAGCUAUAUAAAUACCAAUGAAAACCGCCGGCCAGACAGCAAGGCAAGGCCAAAUUUUAAAAAGAUAAUCAUUAAAGAGAUCCCUGCUAAGUCUGCGACGGUCCCGCGAUCGUCGCAUGCGCAGAAACCACCUCCCAUACCUCCGCGAGCCAACAGUAGAGAUGCUACGAAACCUCCAGAUACAUCAGAAUCAAAGCCGAACCAUGCUGAUUGGCACUUACUGGACGUGAUACCUCGUUUACUGGACAUCGUCCUAAUUCCCAUCAAGCAGCAGAUGAUGACGCGUCAGUGUGGCCAGCCUCAUGACCACGGGGAAAUAAAACAGCAGGAGAAACUCUCCGAGUAUUGUUGUAAACUCAUUGCUAGGGUCGUGGCUGAAAUGUCUACCAGUGCUACUUCUAUUCGGGACACGGACUCAAACGUAGUAAAGAACUUUGUGACACCAUCGCGGUUUAUGCGAGUGAAUCAAUCGAGAGCUUGGAACACUGGAAACGGCAGUCCGGAUGCUAUCUGCUUCACCGUGGACCGACCUGGAGUGACGUUAGUCGGCGUUUGUGUCUAUGGUGGCCUCGGGAACUACGAGUACUCCCUCGAACUACUACACGAUCUCCGCGCAUCGGCCGACGAAGCGAACUCGACUCACUGCUGGGUGAGCAUGGAGAUCGUACACGGGAACUACAGCGCGGCUGAUCUCCAACACGACGUGGUGCAGCUCAAGUUUGAACGACCAGUGCCUUUGAAGGAGGAUUUACGUUACGCCAUACGUCUCUGUAACCAUGGCGGUCGUACUUCCAACGGCGAUUGCGGACUACCAUCAGUUAAGGGCCCCGAUGGUACCACGUUCCGUUUCGCGUCCUGCUCUCUCAGCUUCAAUGGAACUACACUGGCGAGAGGACAGAUACCUAGCCUGGUUUAUUAUGGGUCGUCAAAGAACGUAUCAAACUCAUCGGAGUCGGCAGACAACCUUCUAUCCUCUCUCCGGUCUAUCACUCUUCGCGUGGCUUCCACUGUCAUGGAACGUGGAGCCGACCUGUUCUGCACGUUGCGCAAUGAGUUGACUGCUGAAGACUUAAGAAGAAAUGCUACAGUGCUGCAGAGCUCACCGGCUAUUAACAUAUUGAUACCAUAUACCCUCGCCAACUUGGAUGGCGUUGAUGAUUCUAAGAGCGUCAUCAAGAUUCUAGAGAUGAUUCACAAGCUGCUUCCUCACGUGGCAGCUAUGAACUUGUUAGUGCCAAGUGUUGAAGAGUCGGGCACUACCACGGGACAUUAUUAUACGUGGCUCGAAAGCGAUCACCCGUACAAGCAGGCUACUGUUACUAACAUGAGGGUACUAUUCCCAACCAACGUAUCCUGGGUAGUCCUUGAAAUGGAUCCACGAAGCAUCACCGCUCAGCCUGAAGAUUCCCUCACCAUAUACGCAGUGGCCGGAACUCCUAAACAUCGGUGCCAUUGUGCUAACGAGGUCCGAGUGUCGGAUCCGCCUUUCAGAAAGGUAUAUAAGCGACUAGUGCAGUUGACGAAUGAAGGCGAAGUGGAGGAAUUAGGGGAGGAGCCCGAUGGUGAUGGCGUGUGUAUGCAUUAUAACUGUACUUAUGUUGGUGUCACCCCGAGGCUAGCUAACAAUGCAAGUGACUGGCCCCAAAAGGCCCUUUUAGUACCAGGGAAUGAAGUGAUAUUCUCUUUGGAGACAGCAUCCGACUAUUUAACCGAAUUCAACAAAUCUAAUAACGAAGAUAACCGCUUCGGCUUCCGAUGCCUAUGCGUCGGUUACGAAGACACCCCGCUCACUACACAACGGCAAGGUCUUGUCGCGCUUGAAAUGGAACUCGUAUACUCUGGGGCUGCGUGCGCAUCCAAGCUAUUGGCUCCUGAUAUUGAAAUACCGCCAUUAACGUUUUCAACGUUGGUGGAGGUUCAAGUACAAGCUAUGACGGGCGGCAGUCCAAUGGGAGUGGAAGGCGAGUCUCCUCAGGACGGGAGCGAAGCCCUCCUCCUGUCCAGAGGACUGGAACUCUCCUCUCCUCCCACCAUUCACCAAGUACUCGAUGGGCAACCGCUGCUGCGAUGCGUUUCAACAGAGCGUCAGUUCCUGACAGACUUUGUAGCGGGCGCAGAGAGUACAGCUGGUGGCCGCCUGGCUCGCUGGCUGGCUCCGACGUCACACGUAGAGCCCUCUAAGUGUGAGCUGAAAGCCCCUGCACUACCAGUGCGUCCUUCAGCCAGGGUCACAAUCCCUAUCAUCGUACGCGAUCAAUACGGAGAAAACGUAUCCUCACCAGCUCUGAAAGUUGAGGUGGUGGUCCAAAGACUUAGUGCUGGGUCUGGUCUGUCAUCGAACGUGGAAUACCAACGCCACAAGGUCCCUGAUGCGCCCUACCAACCCACUGUUAGAGAAAACAUGUGCUUCCACGCGAUUACUAUGAUGAAGGCGUAUCAAGAAUUCUCAUUCGAGGAACUUCGGCUAGCGAGUGAGUCGUGGAGCGACGGUGGUGCCGUGGGCGGUGCGUUCGUCCACAACGGUCGCAUUCCUGCCGAACGUCUGCCGGUUCGAGAGAACCCAGACGGGUCUUACGUAGCCACAUGGAUCCCUAGAACAGCUGGGGCUUACGUCUUCAGAUGCACCCUCGAUGAUUUGCCUGCUUCACAGGAAGUGACUGUAGAGGUGGCGGAGAGUAUGAUGGAGCCGGCUGAGCGAAGUUGUCAGGCUGGCGGCGCGCUCCCCACCACACCGCCGACCAAGCUACGGCGCUUCAUUGCGCGGUUCAGCGCCGGCCUCCGAGUCCGGGCCAGUCCCAGUCUCCAGGCCGAAGAAUUGGGCCGAAUACCAGCUGGCGCCAACAUUGCAUUCGUUGAAGAAGUUGUCAACAAGGAUGGCACGUGGGUACGUUUGAGCGCAGAAUCAGUGCGUGCAUACACAGAUGAGCUAACAGAAGUGGCGUGGUGCAUACAACAUCAUCGACAUCUAGACAGGGCACUAUUAGUACCUGUAGAACCGACCACACCACUACCGUCUCAGGACGAUUGUUCUGGUAUAUGGGGCGGCUAUGGAGAAGCCAGGGAAGAUCUACAAUUAUGGGCACAAGAUGAUGAUGACGGCGCAUUGACUGAUAUAACGUGUAUCGAUGACAGAACCUUCACAUACGGACAGAUACAGGCUGAUGGCAGUCCGUUCAUGUUGCCCGGAUCUUCAGAACCGAGCAAGCGCAGUCGGAGCCUCCGAGGAGAGGUUAGCUCGACCUCGUCUGCUGCCUCAUCGCCCAAACGUUCACAGCGGCGCAGCAAUGGAAAUGCCGACGAUUGGUGGUCACCUCUUAGGCAGCGAUUUGGAGACAAUACUGAUAUCAAUGCCAUACAGGAGACGGACAUUGAACCAGAGCCUUUGUUAGUGGAGACGCGCACUAGUCGGGUCGCUCAGACGGGCACGCAGACAUCCCCGGACAGAAGCGACAGCAUGACUGCCAUGCAGCUCUACAUGGGGCCUUCUAAGAUAAACCAGGACCUACCUGGCCGCUUAAGCCCAAAGGCAAUGCCACGAGACCGGACACCAAGUCGCUCACGAGCUUACAAGCGCACAUCAUCGCCUCCGCCACUACCAACUCGAUCGGCUCCUGCGCCGCCCCCGCCAAGGAAACAUGCGCUAAGUCCUGCGCAAGCCGAGUGCUUACGAGCGGUUUUCGCCGCUCUUUUGUGGCAUGAAGGCAUAGUCCACGACGCCAUCGCUUGUGCAGCGUUCCUAAAGUUCCACCCGCAGCUUCCCAAGCAGGGAGCCCGCGUGGUCACCCGACCGGCUCAUGACGUCACUCCUGCUCGACAUCAGAGGCACUCCGUCGAAGUUUCUAAUGCUGGUCUGUACUUACGUAUUCAUCCAACGACGUUGGAGACAUUGACGCGAUCCGGCAUCGAAGCGAGCACCAGUCGCAUGCGCAAGGUAGACUUCGACACGCCAAUACGGGAAGAGGAAAACUUACCCGGUCCCAGUACUGAACCAGCAGGUUCCUCACGUUACGUGGUCAACGUGCUGCCGCCCGCGAUGCGUGCGUUAGUCGCGCUUUGGGACGCUCUCUAUGACGCUGACCAGCUCACAUCUGCUACAGACAAGUUGAAGAAAGAAGAAAAGAAUGAAAACGAUGAAGCGAAAUCGUACAGCGGUAUCCGUAAGAAGAGAGAGUGGAAUACAAGGACGGGCAAGACACCUUAUUCAGUCCAAUGCGACUUGUGCGGGGGAACCAACGUGCCGCCUCCAUUAGCAGCACACAUGAGGACAGCUCACCCAGGGUGUAAGAACCCAACCACGAAGGGAUUUGACCGUACCGGCACCUACCAGCCGACCAAUCCGCAACCAGGACCAGAAUUGCCACCCACAUCUUAUUGCGGACAAAUGGCUCAGAUAUACCAGCUAUGGUACAUGUUCUGCGAGAAAUGCUAUGAGAAGGCGAUCAAAGCAGCUCCGUCCGUUAGACAAGGACGCGCUAAGAGUAGGGCUGAGAUGGUGGUGUUCGAGCGCUUGGAGCAACCAGUGAGCAUUGACCAUUGCACCAUCAAGGAGAACGCUAUUUUCCUCUUGGAUUUGGCGCCGCUAACAAAUCCAGAACCAAUCAGCAUGUCGGCAUGGGCGGACAGUUCCUCCCGUAGUCCGCCGACUCCACCAGGCAGUGUCUGGCAACCGGCACCACCGUUCCAAUGUCUGCCUGCACUAGGAGCCGCACCCAAAGCCUUCGCUGCGUCUGAUGCAGCUCGCUACCAUUCUUUAGGCAGACCUAUGCCACCAGCCGUUGCUCCGCUGACGUCAGCAUUCGGCGGUAUAGAGGGUAACACGAGUUCGAACUGGCCUCGAGUACACCGCUCAGUGUCAAUGGGCCAGGCAGGAGGCAGAGACCUCGCGAACGCGGCCCGACCUCCACUCGCUCGAGAUACUCCUAUGGACCAGGAUACCCUCACCGGAGCUGGGUCAUCUCUCUUAGCUCAACCUAGUGCAGCAUUACGCCGUCUGAUUGGCUGCGGAGACUGGACGGCUGGUGCUUCUUUAUCAGCGUUCGAGGCGCCACGUGUGGAUUCCGACUCACUCAUGAAUAGCCCCGUCAUGGCGUUUAUACUGUCGAAGCGAGAUUUGCAUGCGCACAGACAGAAAAUGGACGCUGCUAUCCGAAUAAAUACCGUGCGACAGUAUGCUUUUGAGGCAAUGAAUUGGCUCCUACGUUCAGCUACGCAACCAACGUGCGUACAUGACGUGAUGUGGUGGUUCUGCAAUGCGCUCGACAAGUUUGCACGCAUUGUUCCACCGCCGAGUCUUGCGCUUGAUGAUAACAAAGAGCAGAAUGCAGUAAACGAGAGUCCUCGAGGGGUAAUCCCGACCGCCUCAGCGUCGGCUAUCUGUCCCGGCGCCCGCGCAGCUCGUGGCGCACGCGCAGCGUUCCACGCGUUCCUCGGUUCAGUGAGCGCACUGGCGCCAUCUCUGCCACCCGCCAGUGCUGCAGGACUACAAGCCGUUCGAUGCUGGGCUCUGCACUAUUCACCACACGAUCGGACAUUCUUACACAGAUCACAAGUAUUCAGUGUGAUCAGCAAGAUUCUGUCACACUCGGAGGACGGAGCCUAUGAGGAGGGACUUCUUGGAGCUAUACAGGAGAGCUUCCAUAGCUACCUGAAUAAGGAGAAUUACGUUUGGACUUGUCCUGACGUGACCGGUUGGUGUGACAUCAGUGUUUCAUCUCGCCAAGGAAUGGCUGGUGCCCUCACCGACGGCAGUACGGAGACCUUUUGGGAGUCAGGAGAUGAGGAUAGGAAUAAGGCCAAGUGGAUCCAGAUGACAUAUCCUGGUGGUACUCCUGAUGAUAGACCGCAUAUCCUGUGCGUUCACCUUGACAAUACCAGGGAUACAGUGAACAAGACGUUGCUGGUAUCGUUCUUGUACAGCGGCGGGUCCAGCGAGAUGUUCCACAUGCAAGACGUCGAGGUGGACCCUAAGACUGCCACCUGGCUUUGCUACACGAUGCCAAGAGGCACGAGUACAUCAGUUCGAGUCCGCUGUGAGCUACGCGGCCCUGAACCCGCCGUGCGAGUACGACAAGUUCGAGUACUGGGCGCGCCGACAAUGCUAGCCUCAGCCGCCGCCACUCCUGCGCAUGUUCUUCAUGGACUCUCAGAAACUGAUACCUUGAGAGUGUUCCGACUUCUGACUUCACAGGUGUUCGGAAAACUCCUGGAAUGGGAUCGGACUGGUAGCGACUCGGGCACUGAAGGGGCGGCCGCUGUGGAAGAUGGAGCGGCAGCCGAUGAUAGCGACCUGCGGGAACAUGUUGUCGGCAUACUGUUCGCAGGACAUAAACUCACUUCAUUACAGAGACAGGUAAUGACACACAUAGUGUCAGCUAUAGGCUGCGAGGCGGCACGAGUGCGAGAUGAUUGGGAGACGGCAUUGCUCUGCGCUGAGGCUGCCGAGCGAACAUCUGAGGAACAACAUGCAAGACCACCAGCUCACCAGCAGGACAACUACUGCUUCGAAAUGCUCUCUCUGCUGUUAGCACUCAGUGGCAGUGCCGUAGGACGAGCGCACUUGGCACAACGCACCGAGUUACUGGCAGAUUUACUGGCACUCUUACAUACAGGCAGUGAACGAGUACAACGUCAGGUCAUAUCACUGCUCAGGCGCAUGAUUACAGAAAUUCCACCGCAGAAAAUGUUAGCCGCUGUCAAUUACGGCAAUGAAAUGAACUCAAGGGUAACCCUCUUAGAUCAUCUAGUAUGCUACUUGGGAAAGGCGAUCACAGUCCAAGUGAAGGUCAAGGGUACCAGCGGUGCCACUCCAGCUUCAGUAAUGAUGGGCAGCAGUGUGGGACAGGCUUCCCCUGCCACUUGGUUCAUGAGAGGGGAGACCACCAAAAAACAUGCGCAUCUAGUCGCUAAGCUACUCUCUGAUAUGGCUGAGGAUAAAGUAUCACCAGCGUGGGGUUUGGAUACUCGUAACGCUCUAGCUACGUAUGUAUCCCAAGUGGCUCAACUCUCUGAAGCUGAUCGAAGACCAACACGAUGCAUUGCAGCGCCCACAGUGUGGGUCGCUUUGGCUGCCCUCUGCGUGUGUGAGCAGUCUCAUGUCGAAAUGAUUAACAGCUCUGGUGACGGGCGAGAGUCUCGUCGCGGUGAGUCUGACGGGCGACCAUUAUGCUCGAACCACGACGAUGGGAGUACCGCCGCCGUCAUCGAAUGCCGAACUUGCGGCCCACUCUGCGCUGAGUGCGACCGCUUCUUGCAUCUCAAUAGGGCAGCCAGAACACAUCACCGUCAGAUAUGCAAAGAGGAAGAGAGUGCUAUUCGCAUAGACAUCCACGAGGGUUGCGGUCGAGCGAAGCUGUUUUGGCUACUCCUACUGGUUGAUCGGCGAACUUUCAAAGGGUUAGCGGAGUUUAGAGGAAUGGAGAGUGGAGUAUGUGACAAUGCCGCAGGAGAAGGCUCUGCGAUACUACCCGGACCGCCUGGUCUCGCUGGCACUUGCCGCUUCUGUGGCACCAGAGGCAAUUCUGGACUACUGGCUAUUGGCAACGUUUGUGCUGACCAACAAUGCCAGGAUCACGGCAAGGAAGCGUGCAGUCGUGUUUUACCCUGCAACCACUUGUGCGGCGGUGUCCGUUCAGAACGGACGUGUUUGCCGUGCCUGUUUGGUUGCGCAGGCGCUCCUGAUGCAGUGCCAUUACGGCAGGAUGCGGAUGACAUGUGCAUGAUCUGCUUUACUGACCCUCUACAAGCUGCCCCCGCUAUUCAGUUGAAGUGCGGCCACGUUUUCCACUUGCAUUGCUGCAGAAAGGUCCUGGCUAAUAAAUGGAUAGGCCCCAGGAUCACAUUCUCAUUCUCACAAUGCCCGAUUUGCAAGGAGGACAUGAAUCACUGGACCCUAGAAGAGCUCCUGACCCCCAUCAGACAGCUUUACGAUGAAGUAAAGCGCAAAGCUCUGAUGCGCCUUGAGUAUGAGGGCUGUGCGCUCCCUGGCCAGGCCAAAGGCAAAGUCCUGCCCGACCCAGCCACCUACGCCAUGGAGAGAUAUGCGUAUUACGUGUGUCAUAAGUGUGGGAAGGCUUAUUUCGGUGGUCUGGCUCGCUGCGAGGCUGAAACGAGUGGCUGGUGGGAACCGAACGAGCUGGUCUGCGGAGCGUGCAGUGACGUCGCUGGUGCUAGGACCUGCCCCAAACAUGGCGCCGACUUCCUUGAGUACAAGUGUCGAUACUGCUGUUCUGUGGCUGUGUUCUUCUGUUUCGGCACGUCACAUUUUUGCAACGCGUGUCACGAUGAUUUCCAGCGUGUCACCAGCAUUCCCAAGCAUCUGCUGCCGCAAUGUCCUGCUGGUCCUAAAGGCGAGCAACUACCAGGCUCAUCAGACGAGUGCCCUUUGCACGUGCAACAUCCCCCGACCGGAGAGGAGUUCGCACUCGGCUGCGGCGUAUGUAGGCAUGCUCAAGGUUUCUGAACAAGGGAGUGUGCCAUUGGCGAACAUAGGGUACCAGGAACCAUUCGCCUUGGCCAAUAAACAUUUUAACACACGUGUCGACUCUACAACAAUGUAAAAAUUCUGGUGAAACAUCUAACGUGUGCUUUCGAGUGUAAAGAAAUUCCACUAAAUUAUAUCAACAUUAAAGACUCUUGAACUUCCCGGGAAUACAGACUUGUGCGUUUACGUUAACUUUUAUUACAGUGUUACGACAUCACCGCUAAAAUACAAUGUUUUAACAUAACUCACGGAAUAAGACAAAAGUAAAUAAAAUACGGCAUUACGUUAUAAUCUACUUGAUAGAUCGCUAGGCAAUAAGGACUAUGCCAUUAAUUGUGACAGUUCAUUAAUUAAACCAAUGUUGCGCAAAUUUGCGCAUGAGUUGCGCAUGAUACUUACAUGACAAUACGCAUAUAAAUGAGACACUUACCGAAUAGGAUGAACAAAUGUGAAUAAAAUGACACAACUGAAUUGAUCCACUUGUAAAGUAACUGGAUAAUGCGUUGGUAUUAACGAAAAAAUAAUAUGUUGUAAAAUAAUUACUCAAGUUAUAAUUUUAAUAUUUAAUUGUUAUUAUAUACCAUUAUAUUCAAUGGUCCUACUCCAUCGUCUCAGUGUUGUCUACCGUAAAGAAUAUGUGUAAUUUUAUCUCUGGUUAUGUGUCAAUAAUAAACUUUAAAAUAAUAAGAAUAAAGUUCACAUUUUAAUGAAUGUUUUCUAUAAACGUUAGCUCAAUAGUCUAUAUGUCCGAUAAGUUGUUGUGACUUACAGUGUGUUGCCGUACUUCCCCCUACACUAGUCCAUAUCUUUAGGAUGUCUAUCUAUCCUUAGACUGACGUACUACAAGUCAGUAUUCUGGCUGUUGUAAGUAGAUAAACUUAGUAUAAGACCGUAACGCUGUAUAAUAUUUUUGCAGUUUUAUUACAAACUCGUUUGCCUCGGUCCAAAUGCUGAAGAAUACUCGCUUCGGGAAUGCUUGAAAUAAUUUGCGUGAUAUUUUAUAUGAAAUAAGGAAUUUAUUUAUACUAAGCUUGUUUCUAAUUAUGGGUUUUAAGAUGUAUGUAUAAUAUUGUGAUAGAGUUUUAUAUGCUCCUCCCACUGCUUGCGUGGACGCCCACUGUUAUCCUAAGGCACCGGGAACUUGCGUACUGCGGACGGUCUAAGUCAUGAUCCUAUAUAGUAUAGUCUGUUGUGGUUAUGCUGAUAUAUUUUCUUUGUUAAUAGUUAAUUUAUUGAAAACUACGCUUUAUACUCAAAUAUAUUUUAAAUUAAUUUAAUCAUUAUUACAUUCAUUGAUGUCGUAGGAAUAGCAGAGUUCUAUUGUUGUUGUACAAAUAAUCGAAUUGGUAAUAUUAAGGUGGAGUGCCGAGUGCAGUUUAUUAUGCAACUUGAGCCUCUCAAUAAAUCAAUAAUAAUGAUCGUUCGCCAUAUUGAAUUACAUAACAUCGUCGCAUGCGCAUAUAAGUAAUCAAAGUUUAAAUUUCAAAAUUUUUAUAUAAUGUAAGUGCGUUUUUAAACUCCACUCGGCACAUUCUUUACAAAGAUAAACUUACAUGGAUGUUAGUAUGUGUACUCUCCUCAGUAUUGGAAUAUAAUUUUGCGGGCUUACACUGGUACAUACAAUACAAAUCUAAAAUCACACUCUCAGUUCUUCAGUUUGGAGCGAAUUGGUAAAAUGUUGUAACGAAAAUAUUUUUAGUAUAAGACUGCAUUUGAAGACUUGAUAGUGGAAUUUCGAACGAUGAUGAUAAAAAUGUUUAUUGGGGACGAAUUUGUAAAGUACAUGGUGUUCAAUAUUUUGAAGGAUUGAGGCAAAGGUCGAUGUCAGGACAAUAUCUCUAACACGUCGCUCGGGGCACAAAGUUCCAGCCCAAAAGUAUUUUAAAUACUGCGGAAAUGUAAAAGCGAAUAGAGCGAAAACUUGAUAAAGUGCAUGAUAUUAUUAUUGUAUUAUCAACCUUAGUCAAAUAAUCGUAAGAAUAUAAUUUAAAUGAAACUAUUUAUUAUUUACUAGAUAGAUACUAUCGAAUCUCUUUUUGAUGAUGAGUUUACAAUGUUAUAUCGUACUUAAUUUAAUUUUAACGACUUAUUUAGGUAAAACGUUUUUAAAUAGCCUUUUUUAGUUCAAACUUGUAAUCAUUUAUAUUUAUUUGAAAAUGUGAACGUCAUUGUGAUAUGUUAACUGAUGACACGCAGUCAACGAAUAAAAUAAAGGGAUAUGAAUGUCAACAAGUAAGUCUUAAAGUGUUACACGAACCAGGGAGGGCUCCUGUCUGUUGUCUUUUCUAUCAUCGGUACAAACUUCUAUUUCCUCCCAUGACGAUUCUCAAUCCCGCAUUUUCAUACAAUUAGUUUCACUUGAAUAGUCAUUGAGGUCAUCAUAUGAAAAUAUUGAUGUAUAAUUAUAAUUGUACUUUUAUUGGCAGUAUACACAAGAAAAUAAUAUUAUGUGUUAUCAAUAAUUGCACGUUAGAUCCAACUUUUCAUGUAGUUAAUGAAUUUAGUGUUGAUAAGAUGAUUAUUUUACAAUAAAGCUUAAAACCCAGGUUUUGU